AUCUGAUCAUGUCUCACUCAGGUGCUCAAGGCAGCAUUGGCAGCCACGCUGCCAUAGGGCUGCGCAGUACCAAGAUAUACCUCUAUGAAUACGAGAACUUCCAAGGCCGCAAGGUGGACCUGACUGGAGAGUGCCGUAACCUGUGUGAGAAGGGUUUUGAAAGAGUUGGCUCCAUCAGAGUAGAGAGUGGACCCUGGUUGGGUUAUGAGCAGCAGAACCUGACUGGUGAGAUGUUCAUACUGGAGAAGGGAGAGUACCCCCGCUGGGACACCUGGUCCAACAGCUACAGGUGUGACCGCUUCAUGUCUGUCAGGCCCAUCAAAAUGGACCCCCAGGACCACAAGAUUUGCCUGUUUGAAAGUACAAACUUCGAGGGUCGUAAGAUGGAGGUGUGCGAUGAGGAUAUUCCAAGCCUGUGGUCUUACGGUUUCCAGGACCAUGUUGCCAGCAUUCAGGUCACUGGUGGAACCUGGGUGGGCUACCAGUACCCUGGCUACCGUGGGUUCCAGUAUGUGUUUGAAAUGGGCUCUUUCAAGCACUGGAAUGAGUGGGGAGCUCACCACCCCCAGAUCCAGUCCAUCCGCAGGGUGAGAGACAUGCAGACGCACCGCAGGGGCUGCUUCGAGAUGACCGCAUAG
Molecule: messenger RNA, 638 nt
Organism: Xiphias gladius (swordfish)
Lineage: Eukaryota; Metazoa; Chordata; Actinopteri; Istiophoriformes; Xiphiidae
Gene: crybb1l3
Product: crystallin, beta B1, like 3
Exons: 5
Coding region: 9-638 (209 amino acids)
Biological process (GO): visual perception; lens development in camera-type eye
Molecular function (GO): structural constituent of eye lens
Source: RefSeq, a predicted model, not a curated record